Messenger RNA from Camellia sinensis, 1064 nucleotides. RefSeq lists its product as uncharacterized. Gene Ontology annotation, biological process: defense response to other organism. The record is from RefSeq and is a predicted model, not a curated record. NCBI's taxonomy places the organism in Eukaryota, Viridiplantae, Streptophyta, Magnoliopsida, Ericales, Theaceae.
AAGGCGCCAAACCAGUACACUCCACUCCACUCCAUCUCCUCCUCUCCCUCUCUCUGUAUCUCCGAACCAAAACACACUCAACAAGAAGAACAAAACCACGUCGUUUUUACACCAUGCCUCCAUCAAAACCCGCCGAACUAACACCUUAUCACUACCACCAAGAACAAGAAGAAGUAAACUACGUCGUUUUACCAUUCUAUAUCCUCCCCGAGUCCUUCCGCCGCCGCAAGCAGCGCCGGUGCCGCCUCAUCUCCGCCGCCGCAUUCCUCCUCCUCCUCAGCCUCUCCCUCUACUCCCUUUGGCCCUCUGAACCCUACCUCAAUCUCUCCCGCCUCCGCCUCCAUCGCAUUCACAUCCACACCGUCCCUUCCAUCUCCGUCGACGUCGCAUUGAAUCUCACCGUCAAUGUUCGCAACGUCGAUCUCUUCUCCAUCGAUUACAACUCCAUCGUCGUCUCGAUCGGGUACAGGGGGAAGCAGCUAGGGCUCGUUACAUCGGAUCGUGGAUACGUGAGACCCAGGGGGUCUUCGUACGUGAAUGCUACGCUUGAGCUUGAAGGAGUUGAGGUUCUCUCUGAUGUGAUUCUCUUGCUUGAAGACUUGGCUAGGGGUUCGAUUGCGUUCGAUACGGUUACUGAAUUUCACGGCAAGCUAGGGUUCUUCUUCUUCGAUGUUACUCUCAAGGCAAAGGUAUCAUGUGAAGUUCAUGUAAAUACUCGCAACCAAACAAUUAUCCGUCAGAAUUGUUACCCCGAGUGAUCAUACUUGGAGGGUGAAGCAGAGCUAAGCUAGAAGGUUCGAUGGUGUCAGUGGUCUCUACAUCUGUAUACAUUUAAACAGUUUCUGGUACGCGAAAUCCAGAACGCGCAUAUCAUAUGAUCAUAUCCCUGUUUCUGUAAAAUAUAAACAUAUUAAAAACUGUUGGAAAAUCAUUGAUUGGAUGUCAUAUAUAUUAUAUUUGUGUAUAUUAUUAUUUUUCCAGGAAAAUAUUCCAUAUGUUGUGCGAGAACAGUUUCCUGUUUGAGAAAAUUACAGUAAGGUAUUGAAUGGCAAUUGGGAUAGAGA